This is a messenger RNA of Oncorhynchus kisutch (coho salmon), 7710 nucleotides long. Its product is annotated as ecto-NOX disulfide-thiol exchanger 1-like. Gene Ontology annotation, molecular function: protein disulfide isomerase activity; RNA binding; NADH dehydrogenase activity. The coding region runs from base 1018 to 2907 and encodes 629 amino acids. Gene Ontology annotation, cellular component: external side of plasma membrane; plasma membrane. The record is from RefSeq and is a predicted model, not a curated record. Gene Ontology annotation, biological process: ultradian rhythm. The transcript has 15 exons. Lineage: Eukaryota; Metazoa; Chordata; Actinopteri; Salmoniformes; Salmonidae.
AACAAACAUUGGCAGUAGAAUGGCCUUACUGAAGAGGUCAGUGACUUUCAACGUGGCAUCGUCAUAGGAUGCCACCUUUCCAACAAGUCAGUUCGUCAAAUUUCUGCCCUGGUCAACUGUAACUGCUGUUAUUGUGAAGUGGAAACAUCUAGGAGCAACAACGGAUUUUAGCAGUGAAGUGGUACGCCCCACAAGCUCACAGAAAGGGACUGCAGAGUGCUGAAGCACAUAACAAUUGUCUGUUCUCGGUUGCAACACUCACUACCAAGUUUCAAACUGCCAAAUCGCCCAACAUCAGUGCCUGACCUCACUAAUGUUCUUGUGGCUGAAUGGAAGCAAGUCCCUGCAGCAAUGUUCCAACAUCUAGAGGAAAGCCUUCCCAGAAGAGUGGAGGCUGGUAUUGCAGCAAAGGGUGACCAACUCCAUGAUUUUGGAUGGAGAUGUUCGACAAGCAGGUGUCCACAUACACUACAUGACCAACAGUAUCUCUAUAUCCGGCUGGCCUUUAUUUUACCCAGACAAGAUCGACCGCAGGCUUCCUUUCCCCUUUUCUGUUCCCUGGAUGUAAAGCGAUUUUCCGCACCUGAAAACGUCCUUGCUCGUUUCAUAGGCAGUCAACCCGUCUGUCGAGUCGUGCACGGCGAACCGUGGUUGGCGCGCGCCUAUCGCGCCCCACUCCGUAUUUUUUUUUUAUACUUAAACAGGAGGAAGCAUGCGCCAGAGCUCGCGGGAGAGAAAGAAGAGCGUUGACAGCAGCGUCGCAUCUCCGUCUUUCGAGGUUUAAAUCAAAGGAUUACAGCAUCAAUUAUUUUCGUCCAGAGUCUAUGAAAACUUCAGUUUGAAACGGGUUUAGCAGAGGAUAGAUGGGAUCCUAUCUUUAACUGGGAGUCCUCCAUCCAACUAUCCUUCUCCUUAUCUCUCCGUCCUGUCCUGGUCUGGUGUGCAGCCUGAGGGAGCUGUGGUUCUGAUCAGACCUCUGGGAGGUAGACCCAGAGAGAGGAGCACACAGGACCUGCUAUGGCCAGCGCAGCAGAUGGUGUAGGGAGCCUGAGGAGCCUGAGGAGCCUGGGGCCGGAGCAGCACCUCAGUGUCCAUGACCAUGUGGUGAACGACCACGGAGCCUGGGCCACCGCCAUGAACAACCUGGGCAUCGUACCCAUGGGCCUCGGCAGGCAGCAGUUGGUCUCAGAUUCUCUCUGUAUCCAGGGUUUUGAUCCAGGGCUGGGUCUCCUAGCUCCCAUCAACCCCAUGAUGGCAGGUAUCAGCCUGGUCCCUCCUCCCCCUGGUCCCCCCAUCAUCAAGGAGAUCAUCCACUGCCAGAGCUGCACCCUGUUCCCCCAGAACCCCAACCUGCCUCCUCCGUCAACACGGGAGCGCCCCCCAGGGUGUAAGACAGUGUUUGUGGGGGGUCUGCCAGAGAAUGCCAGCGAGGAGAUCAUCAGGGAGGUGUUUGAUCCGUGUGGUGACAUCAUCGCCAUCAGGAAGAGCAAGAAGAACUUCUGUCACAUCCGCUUCAGUGAGGAGUUCAUGGUGGACAAGUCCCUCUACCUCUCUGGCUACCGGAUGCGUAUCGGCUCCAGUACAGAUAAGAAGGACUCAGGGAGGAUGCAUGUGGACUUUGCUCAGGCCAGAGACGACCUGUAUGAGUGGGAAUGUCAACAGAGGCUGCUGGCCAGGGAGGAACGACACCGACGCAAGAUCCAAGAAGACUUCUUCCGACCACCCUCGCCACCUCCCAUCAUGCACUUCUCAGACCACGAGGCAGGACUGCUUGCGGAGAGAUUGAAAGAUGACCAUAACUUCAGUGAAGCGACUGCGGUCCUGUUCACAUGGAUCGACCGUGGUGAGGUCAACCGGCGGUCGGCUAAUCACUUCUACUCUAUGAUCCAGUCGGCCAAUAGCCACGUCCGGAGACUGAUGAGUGAGAAGGCCCAGCACGAGGAGGAGAUGGAGCUAGCCAAGGAGACAUUUAAAAACUCCCUACUGGCCAUACUGACUCAGUUCGAGCAGAUCACGGCUGUGUUCACCGCUGCCUCCAGGCAGAAGGCAUGGGACCAUUUCACUAAAGCGCAGCGCAAGAACAUAGACAUUUGGAGAAAGCAGUGUGAGGAGCUGCGGAACGUCAACAGUGAGGAGAUCAUGGGGAUUCGCCGGGAGGAGGAGAUGGAGAUGUCUGAUGAUGACUCGGAUGAGAGCCCCUGUAAGAAGAUACGUAGGGAGGACAACGGUGUGUGUGGCCAGUCUGGGGCCUCUCUGAGGGAGGAGAAUGACUCUCUGCGCUGGCAGCUGGAUGCCUACAGGAACGAGGUGGAGCUGCUGAGGAAGGAGCAGGGCAAGGCCUGCCACCCCGACGACCCCGAACACUCCCUCAACACACACACACACCUGCUACAGCAGAGCAUGCACAACAUGCAUCAGCAACUGCUGAGUCUGCAGGAUCAGCUGAGGAGUAAGGAGGUGGAGCUGGAGCAGGCUAGAGACGAACACAGAUACCUGGAGGGAGAGGUCCUAGCCCUGAGAGACAAGAUGCUGACUAACGGGGAUGUAGUGGUAGUGGAGGGGACCAACGGAGAAACACCUGAGAAGGUAGUGAACGGCUAUGCCACCACUCUGUACCGCAGCAGAGACAGGAGGAGUGAAGCAGCCAUGAGAGGACCCCUCACAUCAGAGAGAGAGGCUCUGCUACUGGGCAUCAUAUCUACCUUCCUCCAUGUCCAUCCGUUUGGAGCCAACAUCGACUAUCUGUGGUCCUACAUUCAGAGACUGGACACUACGGUGUCAGCGGGUGAGUUGGAGUCUCUGAUGGGUCGUCUGCCCAGUGUCUUCAGACAGGAGCUGAGUGGAGUGGGAGCCACGCUGGAGAAACGCUGGAAGUUCUGUGGCUUCCAGAGCCUCGCCUCCAUGUGACACAGGGACACAAACACAUCACAUGACCCAAGACACACACAUGGCCUGACAGACCACGUGUGGUACAGGAACAUACACGCUUCCUGACCAGCCACAAAGCCUGGUGGACACAUGAAUAGAAGGCGUGUCAAAUCCACAGACUGUGUUUGAACGGUGUGUGUAUGUUGUGUAUCCAUAGACAUCCACAGUACAUGGUGAUGAUUCUCAUACACAAAACAGACACUGAUGGAUCUUUCCGAGGUUAUAUCUUUGAGAAGGAUUUGCUGACACGGAGGUAGAGGGAUCCACACGGAUCUCCACUCGAUGCUGUAUAACUAGAUCCAUGGACGUCAGCCAAGGAGGUCACAGAGCAGACAUUCUCUAUGGUAACCUAGUGACCAGACCCGAGCCAACAGAACCUCUCAUUGACUGGAGUUGUGUGUCAUGCCUAUUUCUCUGUUCCCUCUCUUUCUCUGUUCUCUCUCUCUCCCUGGAGCAGUUGUGUAACUAAUUUGUCAACAGCUGACUCCCACUAGGCUGGGAGGGAUCCAGGAAUAUCGGAUGGCUGCAAUCGAAAUAUGGAUGGGAAUGGGGAAAAUUAGAGAAUUGGGUUACUGAUUUAUAACUGUAACCCUUGUUACCCCUCACGUCCAGUGUGUUGUGGGGCUUUUUGCUGUAAAACCCAGUUUCACACUCCAACAGGAUUGAACCAUUAGCCAGCCUCUCUCUCUCUGUCUGUCUGUGACCCAGAACUGACUUUAGUAGCCUACUGAUGACUGGUACUGAUACUGUUGGGUUGGGUUGGGUACUGUAGGUCUCCCCCUCUGGAUGUCUCUCUUUGCUCUGGCCUUCUGUGUCCAGUGUGUGCUGUGCGUUCUGCCACUGUUUAAUUGGUAUCUACUCAUUUAAAUUAUUAUGUUUUCUAAUGUAAUAAAAGGUUUUUAUCCAAACAUCUUCUGAUCAAUCUAAAAACAUUUUCAAUUCAAGAAGCUUUAUCGCCAUGACAAGCAACUCAAUUCACAGGCUGGUAAUGGCAAGACAAGGCUGUUAAUGGCAAGACAAGGCUGUUAAUGGCAAGACAAGGCUGGUAAUGGCAAGACAAGGCUGUUAAUGGCAAGACAAGGCUGGUAAUGGCAAGACAAGGCUGGUAAUGGCAAGACAAGGCUGUUAAUGGCAAGACAAGGCUGGUAAAGGCAAGGCAAGGCUGUUAAUGGCAAGACAAGGCUGGUAAAGGCAAGACAAGGCUGUUAAUGGCAAGACAAGGCUGGUAAAGGCAAGACAAGGCUGUUAAUGGCAAGACAAGGCUGGUAAUGGCAAGACAAGGCUGUUAAUGGCAAGACAAGGCUGUUAAUGGCAAGACAAGGCUGGUAAUGGCAAGACAAGGCUGUUAAUGGCAAGACAAGGCUGUUAAUGGCAAGACAAGGCUGGUAAUGGCAAGACAAGGCUGUUAAUGGCAAGCCAAGGCUGGUAAAGGCAAGACAAGGCUGUUAAUGGCAAGACAAGGCUGGUAAAGGCAAGACAAGGCUGGUAAAGGCAAGACAAGGCUGUUAAUGGCAAGACAAGGCUGGUAAAGGCAAGACAAGGCUGUUAAUGGCAAGACAAGGCUGUUAAUGGCAAGACAAGGCUGUUAAUGGCAAGACAAGGCUGUUAAUGGCAAGACAAGGCUGUUAAUGGCAAGACAAGGCUGUUAAUGGCAAGACAAGGCUGGUAAUGGCAAGACAAGGCUGUUAAUGGCAAGACAAGGCUGGUAAUGGCAAGACAAGGCUGGUAAUGGCAAGACAAGGCUGGUAAUGGCAAGACAAGGCUGUUAAUGGCAAGACAAGGCUGGUAAUGGCAAGACAAGGCUGGUAAUGGCAAGACAAGGCUGUUAAUGGCAAAAGAUACAUGCUUUUGCAUACAUUAGAAAUACUGUAUGUUUUGGUUUAAUGUUUGUGAUCCAGAUAGUGAGCUGAUAUUCCAUGUUGGAUGAUGUGCUGCAUCUCCCUGAUGACGGAGGUUGAAGAAUGUAUUAAUUCUGGAUGAGAAGAGAGAGAGAGAGAGAGAGAGAGAGAGAGGAGGAGCAGGAGCAGAACUCCUCUCCUCCUCUCCCGGUACUUUCUCCUCUCCUAUAGCUUCUGAUCAUGUGCUGGUAUGCUAUAUAGGCCCGAUUCCGAAAUAACACCUUUCUUACACACAUUUUUCCUACGCACUUCUCACUAGCUGGUAUUCCACAACGUUAGUCUAAUAUGAUCCACUAAUGCCAGUGACCCUCACAAACAACUUACAUGGAGGUGACAGAGGAAAGGAAGGUAAACAGAACGGAAUGGAAUGACGCAAAAUGUGAGCUACAAAUUGAAGAAAACAAACCGUAAAAUGAUAGUUAUAAAUGUAUGAGGAUAUUACUGACGGUGUCUCCCAAUAUUGGCUAAUUUUUAACAUGAUUGUACACACAUUGUACAAUAAAACUAAUAAAAGCUUAGGCAUAGGCUACAAUUAAAACAUUCAUAUAUCAAAUUCUGAGGGCCCACAAUGAAAAUUCUGAAUAACGGCACAGCUAUUUAUAGCAUAUUUCACUGUGGAAAAGGGGCCACAAUACAUGUCGUGUUGAUGUGGUUUUCAUGUUGCUUCCAUAUGUCUGGUUUCACAUUCAUCUCCAGGGAACAUAAGGGACAAUUCUCUAAAACAAUUGCUUUGUGUAUUUACAAUCCCCUUCUCCAAAUGAAUGACUCAUUUACCUAGCUCUUAUCAAUAGAUAUUAUCCAUUCAUAAAUACAGUGCAUGAAGAAUGCUGUAGUAGAUGCUUUUUCCACUUGGACCCAGCAGGUUCAGUCGACCUUUUCAUGGUUUCCUAUCUCGUUACAGUUGUGGAAUAAUGAGGGAAUUAAGUCAAGGUCAGAAUAAGGCUUAUAUCUAUGGAGACACACCUCCGCCACACCGUAAUGUCUUUGAUCUCCACCCGAACGAAUAGUGUGUGAAUACCAUGCUAUUCAAGGUUCGAAUACGCAUAUGGAGAAAGUUCAUAAGAAGGGAAUAACGUUCCAUUUACGUACGCUUAACUCGGGUCGGAAUCAAGGCAGCCUAUGUUGGUAAAUCUGUGCUGAGAGCAUGUUGUAAAGCACCACACACACACUUACAUACAAUACACACUGUAUUGCUUUGACUGAUGCAACAGCAGGGUAAGCAGGGGAGUAUAUGGGAGAAUCUGGCCCUGUCUGCUCUGCACUAACCCCAUUCUGCUCUCUCAUGGAUAGAGGAUUGCUGUCACCAUGGAGAAAGCAGUAUGAAGGGUCAUAGGCCUGUAAUAUGCAACUGUAGUAGAUGGAGAAACCAGACCACUGCAGCCACUGUACCACUCAGACCCAUGUAAUGCAUAUAGGGCUCUGGUUCCACUGCUCUUUUCAUUCUAUUAAUCCUCCUAUCCACAAAAGAGAUCAGCUGGCCAGAUGUGAUUGGAUUGGAGUGUAGUCCAUUUCAGAGAUGUAUAUUUAAUCCCUGAUUGACACCUGGCAGUGGAGCCAAGGCUUUGCUGAGUUUUCCCUCCAUCCCUCCAUCCCACAGCUCUGCUCUCCAUAUGAUUCCACUUUAGACAAACUCUCUCAUCUGCCUCAGGAUUUCAGCACACAUAUUCAGGAUGUCCAGCUGGAGAAAGAUAUCAAUUAAGGAAUCACAUGAUUCCUCCUCUUUACUCUGUUUACUGAUGAAAUAUUUGUCCAUUGUGAAAUAUUAUGAAAUAUCUCAUAUUUUCCCCUAGCUGCAUGGCUACCCCAUAUUUAGCAACUCAAAUAGACAAAAAAAUAGCUGAUGUAAAAAAUUUGAUAAUAUAGAAUGAAAAUAGGGUCAGAAAUGUUUCCUUACCAUGCAAUCUGACCAGGAAACACUACCACCCCCACAAUUCAUCUGUAAAUACAGAUCUACACUGAAUGAUGUCUUGAUAGUCAUAUUUGCAGAUUAGGCAUUUUCCACUGUUCUUUAUCAAUUGAAUUAAUUAAAUGUUUUAUUAAUCUUCACAUUAUCAUUCAGCAAUGACAUAGUUACUCUUAUCGGGAAUGCCUGAUUGUCUAGACAUGCCCUUGAUGUCAAAAUUAAUUCUUAAAAUGAAUUACUUUCCCAGUUUUUGAUUUCCGUCAUUGAACGCAUUUAGGGUCAAUCUCAAAAGUAAUUGGUUACAUCAAUUGAUUCAUUUAACUGUAAAUCUAUGUGACUAAAAGUAUUAUUGUCAUUUAAGCAUGAAUGAUAGUUACAGUUCUCAGAAAUGUGAUUAAAUGAACCACAUGUAGAUAAGCGACAGGAUAUUUCUAAAAGCUACUUGUACCACAGUCUUGUUUUAGGCUGAAGUUUUGGCUAAGGAAGAUUGUACACUUGACAGUUCCUUAUCCUCUGGGCCUGGCUGAAACAGAAACAUAAUCACUUCCAUGAGGGAUAUACACAGUGAUUUGCUAUUUUUACGCUCCUAAAUAGUGAACAGGAAUAAUCGCAGAGCUCAAGCCGGUGCUGUAAGGCAGCAGACCACAGCGAACUCCGCUGAAACGGCACACAGUUCAUUACACAGUAUGGUAUUCAUAGGAAGGUUUCAUUUGCUCAUGGGAGGCCCAGACAGUUUGUUAAUGUUGCCCCUGUGUUUGUACACAGACAGCAUGCAGUAGUGGUCCAUGAUGUAUUUUCUUACUCUCCCUUGCUCUGUUUUUGUGUCAUAAAAUGAAAUAAACAAAAAGUGAACAUUAAAUAUUAAACUGACACAAGUUCCAAAAUAGAGACUUUUUAAAUGUCAUAUGUCUAUAUACAGUGUUGUAACGAUGUGAAAAUAGCUAAAGUACAAAAGGUAAAAUAAACAAAUAUGGGCUGUAC